UGAAUUAUUAUGAUUGCACUCUUAUUCCAGAGAAGCAUUAAUAUAUUAUAUAUAAUAAACUACUAUUUAUAGAUAAUGUCUGUGCGGCCAAAUCAGGGAAAACGGCCAACUUUGGUCGGGGGUGUAAGUGAUACCAGUAACAGUGACACCAGCAGUCACCACAGUGAACACAAUCACACCACCAGCAGCAGUAGCAGUAGCAGUCCCGUAGUCUCCCCGAGGCAGUUGUCUCCGCAGCAUCACAACGUAGCUCAUGUGAGCGGCAUUGUCGGGCCUCCACACAAACAGGGCUCAUUAACCCAGGCUUCCACUCAUUCUGGAGAAUCCAGUUCUCUCAACUCCAAGCUUGGCAGGGAGUCGGCUGGAAGUCACUCAGGUUCCCCACCAUCUCCCAAAAGUCUCGGCUCUUCCUCCACGACCACCACAUCAGACCCUCACCACCUACAGCGUCACCACUACCACCCCCAGCAGCAUCUGUCCAGUGUCCUUGCUGGCACGUCCAAGUUAAGUACGAGGGACGCUAUCAUGAGAGACACGCAGCUUUCUCCGAGCGCUCUGAGCUCGACUGCUGUGACGGCGUCCACUCCCGUGGGGGUGUCCGUGCCGGUCAUGUCGUCCGCGGGCCGCUCGCCUGCUGACCGAACUCUGUCAAGAGACGAGCCCACUCUCUGCCCAGGUGAAGUGAAGCACGAGACUGCACGUGACGUAACCUACUUGUGUCCCUACACGGGUCCUAAGAAGGGCGUGCUCACGGUCACCAACUACAGACUCCACUUCUGCAGCGUCGAGCCCGAGUUUGAUCUGUCCGUGCCGCUUGGGGUGAUUUCAAGAAUUGAAAAAGUUGGAGGCGCUACCACAAGCCGCGGCGAAAACUCAUACGGCAUUGAGAUAUUCUGCAAAGAUAUCAGAAAUUUACGUUUUGCACACAAGCAAGAAAACCACUCCCGCCGCCUCAUCACAGAAAAACUGCAGAAUUUCGCCUUCCCAGCUUCUAACAAACUCCAGUUCUUUGCAUUCCAUUACGAGGAACAGUUCCCUGAGAACGGCUGGACCGUUUACGAACCCAUCGCCGAGCUGAAGCGUCAGGGUUUGCCCACUGAGUCGUGGAGGAUAAGUCGUAUCAAUGAUAAGUAUGAAGUUUGUGAGACAUACCCUGCGGUGUGGGCGGUGCCGGCUGCCAUCACGGACUCCAAGCUCAAAACUGUCGCUGCUUUCAGGAGCAGAGGCCGCUUGCCUGUUCUAUCGUGGCUGCAUCCUGAGAGCCAAGCAAGCAUCACGCGCUGUGCUCAGCCGCUGGUUGGAGUGGCAGCCAAACGUUCCAAAGAUGACGAAGAUUACGUGCAGCAAAUAAUGGAUGCCAACGCUCAGAGUCACAAAAUCUACAUCAUGGACGCCCGCCCAAACGUUAACGCGGUAGCCAACAAAGCCAAGGGCGGGGGCUGUGAAAGUGAAGAAAAUUAUAAGAAUGCCGAAGUGCAGUUCCUUGACAUAGCCAACAUCCAUGUUAUGCGAGAGAGCUUGAGGAAACUGCAAGAGGUCUGCUAUCCUAACAUUGAUAACAGCCACUGGCUCAGUAAUCUCGAGAGCACCCGCUGGCUGGAACACGUUCGUUGCGUGCUCAGUGGUGCUGCUCGUAUCACUGAUAAGAUCGAGAACCAUAAGACCAGCGUUAUUGUUCAUUGUUCGGAUGGCUGGGACAGAACCAGUCAGUUGACGUCACUGUCGAUGCUGAUGCUGGACGGUCACUACCGCACUAUUGAAGGCUUUAUUGUCCUCAUAGAAAAAGAGUGGCUCAGUUUUGGCCACAAGUUUGCUCAGCGUGUUGGUCAUGGCGACGAUCGGCAUCAGGAUUCAGACCGCUCCCCUACCUUCGUGCAGUUCAUUGACUGUGUCUGGCAGAUCAUGCGUCAGUUCCCGCAUGCGUUCCAAUACACACAAGACCUGCUUCUGCUUAUCCUGGAUCACCUCUACAGCUGCCUCUUCGGAACCUUCCUUUAUAACAGUGAACACGAACGAGUAGACGCUGACGUCAAGAAAUCCACUUUGUCCCUCUGGUCGCUGGUGCUGAGCCACGCUCAGGACUACCAGAACCCGCUGUACAAUCCCGCCACCCGCCACCAUGUGAUCCUCCCCCUCACCUCCAUCAGGCACAUCAGGCUUUGGGACACUUACUACUGUCGCUGGAACCCCGCCAUGAGAAACCAGGAGGCAGUUCACCAACGGUACCGGGAGCUGCAGCAUCUCAAGGAGCAGCUCGACCAGCGCGUCAACGACCUCAGGGGGAACCUGGCAGCUCGCAACCACCCACAGCCCCCCUCUGCCCCUGCUCCCCCUGCCCCCACCUCUACCGCUGUCUGAUUCUCUCUCUACCUAUAUUGAUGUAGAUUCCAUACUACUAAUCGACCUAUUAAAUGUGUCUUAUUAUUUAGCGCUAUCUUGAAAUAGUUUCGAUACUACUAAUCGAUCUAUGAAAUGUGUCUGAUUAUUUAGCUAUCUUGAAAUAGAUUCCAUACUUCUAAUCGAUCUAUUAAAUGUGGGAUUAUUUAUCUGUCUCGAAGUAGAUUUGAUCCUACUAAUUUAUCUACUAAAUUAAUGUUCUAGACUUGUUCCACUUGUUGCUUCGGUCUUCACGCUUCGAAUUGCAUUUCGCCGAUACCAAACGUCGCUUGAUUUCUGAGUUGGCCAUCGAAUUGUGCUCUCUUGAGGGUCACGAAACGAAAAUUUGAAUAGAAUACCAAUUUUAUAAUUUGAAUGCCAUCGUCUGCCUAUAUCGUCUUGCUUUUCAUUACUGUUUAAAUUUUGAGGAAGUUUUGAUUGCCAGAUGCACAAUGUAUUAAAAUGGUUCGAAGUCUAAUUUGAGUUGCUUCAGUUAGAAUAGGAAAUACAAAAUUCAUUGGUUAACUAUAACUAUAUGUGCAAGGGUCUAGAGAUUAUUUAAUCAUUAUGUUAAAGCUUUAUCUACUCGAUUUAUAGUUACUAUUUAGGAUAUUUAUCUUUUAUUUACAGGAUAUCUUCUAUUUACAGCGUCUUCUGGGCACUGGCCUUCCUAAGCGUACCUAUCAAAAUUUAUUUCGCGAUUGUGUCAUUCCUGUUGCAAUUAUUGAAUAUUGGUGGGGUUAAUUGUUCGAACUUUAAAAUGGGGUAGGUAGUUGAAACGAUGAUUCUGUUUUUUUUUUUUUUUCUUUUUU
This is a messenger RNA of Hyalella azteca, 3188 nucleotides long. RefSeq names its product myotubularin-related protein 2 (gene mtm). The record is from RefSeq and is a predicted model, not a curated record. Gene Ontology annotation, molecular function: phosphatidylinositol-3,5-bisphosphate 3-phosphatase activity. Lineage: Eukaryota; Metazoa; Arthropoda; Malacostraca; Amphipoda; Hyalellidae. Bases 76 to 2358 code for a protein of 760 amino acids. Gene Ontology annotation, biological process: dephosphorylation. The transcript has 12 exons.